Messenger RNA from Linnemannia hyalina, 2040 nucleotides. Lineage: Eukaryota; Fungi; Mortierellomycota; Mortierellomycetes; Mortierellales; Mortierellaceae. The record is from the annotation of a GenBank genome assembly.
AUGAGUCGCGCCCUCGACAUGUCAGAAAUAUCCUACCUCAUCCGUCAAGACUUGAAGGGAGUCCACCUCAAAUCUGCCGUCCUCGUCUGCAAGCUCUGGUGGCGCCUCUUUGCCCCUUACCUCUGGGAGCGUGUGUUCAUCGAUGCCGAUCCGGACGAGAAGGAUCGCGAAGUACUGGUUAGGAAUGGACUUGCGGCAAGGUCGUUGACAUUGUCGAUUUAUGACCCGGAAGAUCGGGAAGGGGUUGUGGGGUAUGUUGUGGACCGGUGUCGUAAUGUUGAGGCUUUGCAUUUGAAGUUGUUUUCGCCGGAAUUGGUGGCUGUUGAUACGGAGGCCAUGGAGAGGCGGUUGUGGAAGACGUGGGAGAACUAUGGCGCAGGAGUCAAGAAUACGGAUCAGGAGCGACAGUUCGGGAUCAGGAGUGAGUGCAAGACCGAUCUCCUGGACUCGCUACUCUCCAAGCUGCCCUAUCUCUCUGAGCUCACCCUUUCGAUUGCGCACGAGGAUCUGAGACCGGAAGUACUCUGGUGUGUCCCCACGUUGACAAGACUGAGAAAGCUGACCAUCGCCGGUGGACUUGGCGUGAACGGCUACAUCGUUCAUAAGAACCGACUCUGUGAUUGGGAUCUUAUCCUACGAACCAGCCGGGAGUGCAAGUAUCUGAACUCGCUGUCUGUCUCGUGGGAGUCGCACAAGGCACAAGACGCCAACUUGGACGGACAUAUCAGCAAGGUCUCCGAAAUGUUCGAGUCACUCGAUGCUCGGGAGUCGUCGGCGACAGACCAAGAAGCGCCACUACCACCUGUCCCCAAGAACGAGCAGUUCCCAAGUCUGCGAACACUCGCUGUUUCCUUCUGUGAGAUGCAUCUCUCUCAAAUGGACUUUUUCUACCGAUCCUGUCCAAACCUGCGUGCGGUUGAGUUUAAGUCCGUGCAGGCCAGCACCUACAUCAUGGAAAAGAACUUGAAGUCCCUAGCCCUGUCGUGUCCAAACCUGCUCUCCUUCAAGCUCCUGGACGCCUGCAAGACCGGCAACCGGAUUGACUACUCGACGUCCCUCCUGGCUUCUCCCAGGACCAGUCUCCACUCACUGACACUGUCUGCCACUGCCAACGCCACCGCCACCGUGUUCGGUAAUAACCCCGCCGCUGACAACGACUACACCCACAUCUAUUACAAAGACGACACCAAAUGGACUCCUCCCCCCUCAGUCACAUUCCUCAACGUCCGGGAUAUCAAACACCCCACCGUCCUCCUCGACACCAUCGCCUCGACCCCCGCAGGACUCACACACCUCAUCAUCGAUGGAUACAUCCCCAACGAUACCUACCAACUCCACUACCUAUACAACUUCCACCCCAUCCAGCAAUCCUCCUACUCGCUCGUCGAACGGCUCUACAACCUCGAGAAGGAUCCUCUCCUGCGAUUACCGACGUUUGCGUGUGGGGGCACGCUAGAGUAUUUGGAUGUUUCGACGUUGGAUGUGUCGGAGUGUAGGAAGCUCUUCAAGAUUUUGUUUUGGAGGGUACAGGAGUUGAAGGGGUUGAGGUUCUUAAAGAUAGGGAGGGAACAUGUUUUGGCGGCGAAUUUGGAGUUGACUUGGUCGGAUGAUACCCUUGUCGGUGGAAAGGGAGACGACGAUGGUGAUGAUGAUGAUGGUCAAACUGGGGAGACAGCCAAGACCGCGAUGACUACCGCAAAUGAGAGCGAGGACGAGAACAACUACGACAACAACAACAACAACAACGACAGCAUUGAAGGAGAACAGGAAGAGAGUGGGGAACUACCAGAUGAUCAAGACCGCGAAAAGGUCUUUAACUGGUUCCCGACCGUCGAACACCUCUACCUCGUCGACACCGAAUCCCGUCGAUUCCAUUCCCAGAACCCAUUCCUGACGCUACAUCAAGCCAGCGCGCUUGUGAGGAUGAUGCCGCGAUUGAAGGUCAUGUCGUUCAAUCGUGAGGAUGCUAAGGCUGGCUUGGAGGGGAUCAUUGAAGCGUGUCCGAAAGUUUCUUUCAACUUUAUGAUGCGACAGAAAUAA